Messenger RNA from Cannabis sativa, 1568 nucleotides. RefSeq lists its product as uncharacterized. The record is from RefSeq and is a predicted model, not a curated record. Gene Ontology annotation, cellular component: endoplasmic reticulum membrane. The transcript has 7 exons. The coding region runs from base 586 to 1539 and encodes 317 amino acids. Gene Ontology annotation, biological process: GPI anchor biosynthetic process. Lineage: Eukaryota; Viridiplantae; Streptophyta; Magnoliopsida; Rosales; Cannabaceae.
GGCCUAUAUAUGAUGAUACUAGUAUUUGGGCUUAAAAUGAGGCCUUAUUCAGUAUACACAGAUCCAGUCUUGGUCUCCUCUUCUCCUUGCCUCCUCCUAUUCGUGCUUAGGUUCCGAUCACCGAUCGUGCCGCCGAUCAUCCAUAUCUGAUUCACUGAUGAUCCACUAGUUAGUAUUACUGCUGCCAACUGAUUGCUUCCUCAAUCGAUAUUAUUAUCAUUAAUAAUUUGCUUUUCAGUGAGAAAGAAAUUAGUACUGAGCUUUUGCUUGGGCCACUCAGUUGCACUACUAGAACUACUUCAUUAAAUACAAUUGUGAAGACUAGAAGUGAUCGAUCCUCUCAUUCUCUACUUCUGUCCUUAGUGAACAUACUCAAAAAUCAAGCUCCUCCUUCAAUAUCUUCAACCCCAAAAAUCUGAAUUCUGAAACACACACCAGAUUUGUGCACCUUGACUUCACGCCUGCUGCGGAGGGAGGAGAGGGUUCAUGGAAGCACUCUCCGGUUAACAAUAAGAGCUUAAAAUUGGACAGAGCUAAAUAAAAUAACUGUUUUUUUUUCUGGGCUGCAUUACAUUAGCCAACCAUAUGGAAAAUCUUGGAAAUGUUCUAUCAAACUUUUGCUUGUUAAUGACAAUUUCUGUGAUAAUCAUCCCUCAUCUUGGGUGCUGCAUAGAAUCAUCGUUGGUUUCAAGCAAGGUGGGAACAAGUGAUUCAAAUCUUGAUUCCAAGAACUCAUAUAGUAGUUCUUUUUGUGCUGCAAAGUAUAUUAUGAAAUCUUACCAUGAAAGAUAUGAACAGCUUCAUGAUUCACAUUAUAAAGAUUUUAUAGAACAAGUGCUCCCAUUUGGCAUGUGUGACAUUCAAUCAGAUGAUCCAAAUCUUGUACCUAGUCUUUUAAGUAUAGAGCGCAAAUUGAUUGGAGAAGGUUCCCACCGCCAUCUCUCCUCAUCUAUGAGAAUUAGCAACCUACCUGCUGUGUCCAUAGCUAAUAUCUCUUACGAUAGUUGUGGACUUAUUUUUAUUGAGAGGCUGCCUAAUGGGGUUUUUGCAGAUCCAUUCGAGCUUCAACAUCUCCUUCAGCGCGGUGUUCUUAAUGACAUUGCUGUUUUUGGAGAUACGAACUUGGAAUCACCUUCGUUCCUUUCCAAUCGUUCUUCUGUGGAGGUUCACAUGGAUGUUAAUCCAGAUAUCUUAAGUGACAAGAAUGGAAUUGAUUUCAAGUUAAAGAUUCCCUUACAUGCAAGAUAUGCGCCUUUAGACGAAAGCGGAUAUUCAAGAGUUGUAUUCGGGAAACCUGAUUUGUUCCUCCGGUGCAGUGUUGGAAAAACGUCACUCAAUCAGAGUUGUUUGUACGUGAUAGCAAAUAAUGAUUCCGAAUCACGGUACGGUACAAUUGUGUGGAAACAACCUUCUGGGAUGAAGGCACAUUCUGGAGUUGUUUAUGUGUUUACUUUUGUUUCAGCCUUUUUAGCUGCUCUUGUAAUUAUGUUGACAUCCAUAUUCCAUUCAACCAUGUGUAAAAGUUCUAAACAAUCUUAACUUAUAAAGAGUUCUUACUUGCUUGAUAA